AUGUCAGAUAUCCGUCAAAAGAGCAUCGACUUUCUCAGCGACUCGAUCGCGGCAGCCACUGGUGGGCAGGCAGCCGACUCGGCAGCCCAACAGCUCGAACAGGCCAUCUACGACAAAGCGGGCCAGUCGACGUCCAACGACUACCGUGGCGAAGUCCGUAGCAUCGGCCUGACACUCAAGAAGGACAAUCCACAGCUUGCGCAGGAUGUGGUGCAGGGUCGCAUCGCCCCAACAGAUCUCGUCAACAUGUCGCAAGAGGAGAUGAAAACCGAAAAGCAGGCGCAGGAAGAUGCCGAGCUUCGGCAACAAAACCUGGACGCGUCCGUUGGUGUGGACGAGCUGGAUCCACAGUACGGCACCAUGUCCACCUCGCAAUCGCGCAUGCAAGAAGAGGCCACCUACGGCGAAGCAGGCGAGGCCUCGUACGACGGCGGCGCAGAAGGCGAAUUCAAGGCACGAGCCCAGCCCAAAGUCGGAGAGGCCAUGCGCGGGAUCGAGUUCGAAACCGGCGGCCUUUGA
Messenger RNA from Moesziomyces antarcticus, 519 nucleotides. RefSeq lists its product as uncharacterized. The coding region runs from base 1 to 519 and encodes 172 amino acids. Gene Ontology annotation, biological process: transcription antitermination; transcription elongation by RNA polymerase I; transcription elongation by RNA polymerase II. The transcript has 2 exons. Gene Ontology annotation, molecular function: RNA polymerase II transcription regulatory region sequence-specific DNA binding. The record is from RefSeq and is a predicted model, not a curated record. Gene Ontology annotation, cellular component: nucleus. Lineage: Eukaryota; Fungi; Basidiomycota; Ustilaginomycetes; Ustilaginales; Ustilaginaceae.